CGGUGGGGGUGAUCAGAAAAAUGCUGUGACGAUUUCAGACAGAAGAGGGUGGUGGUAGAUUGUCCAGUGCCGGGCAUGAUUGUUUGUGUUGUCGAUGGUCUCCAAACUGAACACACGCGGAGCUCAAGUUCACCUCCACGUGGGAUGCGGCAGGACGCGUUUCCCCAAACUGUGGCCAGUUCCUCACCAGUAUGCAUGAGCGAGUGAACCGAACAGAAAGACAAUUUCGAUCACUUCCAGCUAAUCAACAGAAACUCCUUCCUCAGUUUCUUCUCCACUUGGACAAGAUCCGGAAAUGCAUUGAUCAUAAUCAAGAAAUACUACUGACCAUUGUGAAUGAUUGCAUACAUAUGUUUGAAAAUAAAGAAUAUGGAGAAAAUGGGAAUGGGAAGAUUAUGCCAGCAUCUACAUUUGACAUGGAUAAGUUAAAAUCCACAUUGAAACAGUUUGUGAGAGACUGGUGUGAAAGUGGAAAAGCAGAAAGGGAUGCCUGCUACCAGCCAAUCAUUAAAGAAAUUUUAAAAAAUUUUCCAAAAGAGAGAUGGGAUCCUUCUAAAGUAAAUAUUCUGGUACCUGGUGCUGGACUAGGAAGACUGGCCUGGGAAAUAGCUAUGCUAGGUUAUGCUUGUCAAGGAAAUGAAUGGAGUUUUUUUAUGCUCUUUUCUUCCAACUUUGUACUCAACAGAUGUUCUGAAAUUAAUAAAUAUAAGCUUUAUCCCUGGAUCCAUCAGUUUAGCAAUAACCGGAGGUCAGCUGAUCAGAUUCGACCCAUCUUUUUCCCUGAUGUUGACCCCCACAGUCUUCCUCCUGGUUCUAAUUUUUCUAUGACAGCAGGAGAUUUUCAGGAGAUAUACUCAGAAUGCAAUGCCUGGGACUGUAUUGCUACCUGUUUCUUCAUAGACACAGCUCACAAUGUAAUUGAUUAUAUUGACACAAUAUGGAAAAUACUCAAGCCAGGUGGAAUUUGGAUAAAUCUAGGUCCUCUGCUCUACCACUUCGAAAAUUUGGCAAAUGAACUUUCCAUAGAAUUGAGCUAUGAGGAUCUAAAAAACGUUGUUCUGCAGUAUGGAUUCCAGCUAGAGGUGGAAAAAGAAUCUGUCUUGUCAACAUACACUGUGAACGACCUCUCCAUGAUGAAAUACUACUAUGAAUGUGUCUUGUUUGUGGUUCGUAAACCACAAUAAUGGUCUCAAGUGAUAUCACCAGGAAAAAAGUUUAAUAAGAGCAAAUCCUGAAAUAAACAACUCAAAAGCAACUAUCAAAUGACAGGACACAACCUCAAAUCAGUGGUGCCUUCUUAUUCCUAACAAAGUUUAGAAAUAGUAUCUAUUUUCUUAAUAUGUCUAUUGCUUUUUCAGAAAUAUACUAUGCCAUGAAUAUUUGUACUACACAAGUAAAAAUGGAGGAAGUAUCUUCAAGUUUACUUUUUCCUUGAAACCCAGAAUUGUCUUUCAGUAGAAAAAACUUUAUCUCUAAUGUUUUCAUGAAGCUGUCCGUUCCAAGCUGCCAUGCUAAUGACUAAUAGUAUUGAAGUAAUAACCUCCUUUUUUUUUGUAUGUAUUGCACAUGUUAUUUUUAGAAGAGUCUAAGGAUCCUCUCAUUCAUCAUCUGGAAUUGAGACUUUUAUUCACUUGGACCUAAGCAAUCUAUACAUAAAAUGUGUGUCUUUUAUUAUUCUUUUAUUCACAUCUUUUUUUUUUCUAGCUCAGUUGAACUUAGGGAAGCAUAAAACCCUUCAUUUUUAUGAAUUACUGAACUUAAGAGUAUCACUGGCCAGUAAAAAUGCAUUGAAAUAACCAAGAAAUUAGUAAGUCUUUUGGCCUCACUAAACUGAACACUUUCUGAAAGCAUACUCAUCAUGGAUCACUCUGAAAUGUAUGAAGAUCUUAACAAUCUGAGUAAAAAAAUCCUUUAUUAAAGGUACUGUUAGGAAACUGGGGAAAUAAGAAUAAAAUCUGCUCAUUUGAAAUGAUUUCAAACUAUAAAUGAAUACAGUCUGUCAGUGAGAUGUUUACAAUAAUGUCUUUUCUUUAGAUUACCUGGAUACAAAAGCAAGCACUUUUUUUCAUUAAAACAACUAUAUACUAGUAAAAACUGUCAUGAUAGUAUUAACAUGGAGAAAUUUUGAGUAUGAAAUUCAGGGAUAAAUUACUGUUCAUGUCUGUGUCUUCAAUAUUAUAAGCAGCAGCCAUUAAUAUAAUUUCAGAUUAACACCAAUUUUGUUCCCUGAUAGCUAGGGCUGAAACAGUCUAUGCUGUUUUAAAUUUCUACCUCUAGCAGAUCUUUAUUGGAGGGAGUUUUCCUUUGUAUUUUAUGUUAAUCAUUCUGUUUCCUGUAGCUUGGAAAGUAGAAAUGACAAAUAUAAUGUUUUAACCUUUUCUUGGAGAAAAGUAUGUUUGAAUAUUUUUAUAGGUAAUUGUGAUGGCAUUAAGCAACCUCUGUGGCAAUUUGGAUUAGACUUAAUCUCAGUAAUGUACUGGAAGCAUAAAUGUCAUGUUUUAUUAGGAAAACUUACUUGUAAGUUUACACCUUUAUAUGGUCAUUUGGGUUGGGGGAGUCACUACAUGAUUUGACAUCUUACCAAUAGGAGCUUUUCUGCAUAUAGUAAGGGAGCUCUUGUGCCCUUUACGCAGUAAAGGAAUACAUGAAGCUAAUUUGACUUGUCGAUUUAUGGAAGCCUAUACCUAUUGAGGUUUUUUGGUUGUUUUGUUUUUAAUUAUUUCUCUUUUUUGGUAGAUGUUCUUUAGUGGGAAUUCUCAUUUUCUACCACAUGAAUAAACUUGAAGUAAAUUGCUCCCCAAAAUUAUUAUUAAGAAAGAGAAUUAAAAGGAACGUAGGUAUUUAAAAAAUCCACUGAAAGAAAUGCAUGCUGUUUUUGAGUGUUUUAGAAAAGCUCUUUAUUCACUGACUGGUAUUCACUUUUUUAUGUGUAUCAAAACAUGACCUUGUUCUUCUCAGAGGCAAAAACAAGUUGACACAUGGGUUGGCUUUAUUACUUAACACUUAUGCUAUUAGGUUUUAUUCUUUAAUAAUGUUACUUAUAUUUAUAAAUUAUAGCUUACAUUUUAGUUAAUUCUGAAAUCAGUUUUGUUUUUUAUUUCUCCCUCAUAUUAUGAAUAUUUUUAAUGUUCUACAUUGCUUUUUUUUUCUCAGAGCUUUUGCAGUUGAUAUAUUCUAAACUUGAAGAUUGUGAUAUUAAUCAGUAAUGGAAAUGUCACUGGAGGAUUUAAUUUUGUAUUUCUUAUAUGUAGUCCUACUAAAGUGUGUAAGCCUUAAAAGUUUUUUAAUUUUUCUUAAAUUAGCUUUAUACACAAAUGUUUUCAUUCAUUUCCAUAAAGCUGGAGGAGAUAGGCCAUUCUGCUUACUGGGUUUUUUUGUGUUUUCCAUAAUCUGACUGAAGUAGGGCAGGUUAGGGUAUGUAAAGCAAGUAAGCAAAGUAGGACAUGUAAAAUAUAAAGAGAAGCUGUAUAAAUCACAGUAUAAAAUUAUGAAGUUUUGGAAUUGUAAAAUGUACUGUAUUUAUAUGUAAUUCUCAUUCUAAAAGAUGCCACAAAGGCUAAAUUGGAAGCUUCAUCUCUGCAUGAAAUUUCCUAUAUUUUUAUGUGUAUGAUGGACUUGAUUUUUCUUGAUUAAAGUCUGCCAAUUGCUAUGAAACAAUAUUUGCUUGGUUGUUUCCAUUUAAAUUAGUGGUAACCAUAGACAUGGCAAUUUUAAUUAGUUGAGCACAUAUACUUUUGAACCCUUGGAUUAGCUUCUAUGUGUGUCUAGAAAGUCAAUAAUAUGUGUAAUUGGUCUUUGAUUAUGCUAGGCCGUAUCCUAAUUAAUCCCAAUCUUUGGUUUUGUUAAAUAAUCGAAAAAGACUAUAAAGGAAACCAGUAGAAGAAAGUUCUAGGACCAGCCAUUAGGAGGACAAGCACUGGAUUUGGCCCUUAGAUACUCUGAGCUCAUUUUUCAUAGUCUUGGGCAAGGUUAUCUGAGUCUGUUUCCUCAUCUGUAAGAGAGGAUUAAUACCAUCUAUUUCAGAGGGUUUUUUAAUGAGGUCAUGUGAGUUAUAUGUGAAACAUUGUAUGUGAACAUGUGAAAGCUUAUAGUAGACAAUUAAGUAUAAUUUUAAUCUGUGUUGACUGCUGUGUAGUGAUAGAAAAAGACUGGUAACAGGACAUUAGUUUUAAUAAUGUUAUGGUGACCCUUUGAAAAAAGUUUCAGUGGAAUCCCAGGGACAUGGGAGUAAUCAAAGUUGACAUAUAUAGUUAUUGAUUCCAAAAGUUUGGUGGGAAUUACAAAGAAAUAUAAUAGGUAAUGGGAGAGAGGACACAGGUAAAAUUUAAUUGAGGGUUACUCUCACUUUACAAACAAGCUAGUACAUGCUUCUUACAUAUGCUUAUUUCUCUUCAGCUAUUUAGAAGUAGAGUCAGUCAGUCAAUCAAUGUGUAUGUGCAUUUCAGUCAACUUGCCUUUCAAAAAGACUACCCGUUUACAUGCCAUCAACAGUGCUUAAGAAUAAUUUAGCAUCUAUUCCCUGGCCGAUACUGGACAUUGCUAAUCUUUUCACUUCUUGUCAAUGUGAUAGGAAAAAUUGGGAUCUAACUUUAAUAUUCAUUUCUUCAACCAUCGGGGAAGUUGAGCAAUUUAUGUAAGAUUAACGGCCAAAGAGUUGUGUCUUAAUCUGCCAGUCUGUUGUUUUUCACAUGGCAGACGCAACAAGCCAUUGGCAACAAUGCAAAAAUUAGUAAAAAUGUAGUGAGGCUUGUCAAGGGGAGAAUUAACCAUGAGGACUACUUUUGAGUUCUAGCCACUGAGAAGUGCCCACCUCUGCUUUUGGUUUUACAAAGCCGGUACCGAAGCUAAACAGUGAUAGCAACCCAUUAGACCCCAUUAGAUUAGCCAAUCAGUGGUCUAGGCCCAGGAGUUUAGGGGAGUAUCUUUUAGUCAAGAGCCCCAUUGAGCCAGCAGCUUUGCUUUAGGUGGCAGAGUGGGGCAUAAAGCUUACCCCCAAAGGAGUAGUGCCCCUUUUUCAUAGCACCAAAAAGCUGCUAGGGUCAGGCCCGCUAUACUCUUGAAUGUGCAAUUUUUUGUUUUUUUCUUUUAAUUAAAUCUUUAUUGUUGAAAGUAUUACAUGUGUACCCUCUCCCCACCCCCACUGACCCUUCUAGCCUGCCCCCACUCCUUGCCCCAGGCCUUCACCACCCUGUUGUCUGUUUGAUUUGCAAGGCUUGUUGGCUCCUUUUCACCUUGUUAGGCAUCAAGUCCAAGCUGACCCACCCCAAAUGGGGAUGUCAAACUAGAGUCAUAAGGCCUGCACAUGUCAUCCAUGCAGUUUCAACAAAAGCAGGUUAAUAGCUACCUUCUUUGGUACAAAGAUGUAUUUGGUGACAGUGUCAGGGAGUUGGUGCUAUUGCAGUAUCUGGCCAUGGCCUCUCUGAGUAUUUCCGCAGCCAUUAAGUCUUUGAAGCUGUGGUUUCCCUUUUUCCUUUUGGGUGUUACAUUAUUUCUGCUGGACCACCCAGGAGGAGACAGUCCAUGCAGUAGUCCUUGAAUGUGACAUUCAUGGGAAGGAGACGUGUAUACAGAUAUCAACUCCAUGUGCAUAUAUAUAAUUGUGUAUGGUGCUUUAAAAAUACUUCCACAAAUUCUUUGAUACUCUUCUCUUUGGGACAGCCUAAUUCUUCUUCCUUUUGAAGUGUAGGUGGUAGUGACUCCCUUCUAAUAGACAGACUGUGGUAGAAAUGUGUGAUUUCUAAGACUGGGUUAUAAAAGCAAUGCAGCUUCUAUUUUUCUCUCAGAUCACAUGCACUAGAGCCCAGAUAAGGAUAUUCUAAUAGCCCUAUGGAGAAUCCCACAUGGUGAAGAACUGAGGCCUCCUCCAUAAGAACUGAAUGAGCUUGGAAAUGGGUCUUUCAGCCCCAGGCAAGCCUUCAGAUAACUAAAGCCCCAGCCAACAUCUGGACUACAACCACAGGGCAACUCUGAACCAACCAGCUAAGCUGAUGAAUUCCUGAUCCAUAGAUUCUAAGAAAAUUUUGUUUUAGUCACUAAGUUGUGGGAUAAUUUGUUACACAACACUGUUCUUGUAUGCAUCCAAGUUUCCAUCUGGCUUCAUACUUGCACCUGAAGAACUUUCUUUAAUAUCUCUUGUAUUAUGGAUCUUACAGCAAUAAAUUCUCUCAGCUGUU
Messenger RNA from Myotis lucifugus (little brown bat), 6173 nucleotides. RefSeq names its product carnosine N-methyltransferase 1 (gene CARNMT1). Gene Ontology annotation, molecular function: S-adenosylmethionine-dependent methyltransferase activity. NCBI's taxonomy places the organism in Eukaryota, Metazoa, Chordata, Mammalia, Chiroptera, Vespertilionidae. The transcript has 8 exons. The record is from RefSeq and is a predicted model, not a curated record. The coding region runs from base 192 to 1184 and encodes 330 amino acids.